Molecule: messenger RNA, 381 nt
Organism: Staurois parvus
Lineage: Eukaryota; Metazoa; Chordata; Amphibia; Anura; Ranidae
Source: the annotation of a GenBank genome assembly
CAUGCGCAGUGGGCACUUGGCUGUUUUCCAGGUGCCUGUCCACAGUCUCUUGGUCAUCCCCUGUACUGUCUGCAGUCUCUUGGUCUUCUCCUGUACUGUCUGGAGUCUCUUGGUCAUCCCCUGUACUGUCUGGAGUCUCUUGGUCAUCCCCUGUACUGUCUGAAGUCUUUGGUCAUCCCCUGUACUAUGUCCGCAGUCUCUGGUCAUCCCCUGUACUGUGUCCGCAGUCUCUGGUCACCUCCUGUACUAUGUCCGCAGUCUCUGGUCAUCUCCUGUACUGUGUCCGCAGUCUCUGGUCGUGUCUGCAGUCUUUGGUCAUUUUCUGUACUAUGUCUGCAGUCCAUUGGUUCAAAAUAUUUUUUUUCUUGUUUUUCACCUCUA